AUGGCAGCGGGAGCAGCGCUGGCCGGGGCAGUCGUGGCCGGAGGAGGGCAGGGUGCUGCAAGACGCGGCGGAAAUUCAGCCGCUGACACUCCUCUUGCUGAGGCUUUUCCAGCCGCGGUCUCGGCACGGCUGGAUUCGCUGGAGUCCUGGGCCUUCCAUGCGCUGCUGGUGCUGCCCUAUAUGUUUUACGUGGGCUUGUUCUUUGUCAACGUGCUGAUCCUGUACUAUGCCUUCCUGAUGGAGUACAUCGUUCUCAAUGUAGGCAUCGUCUUCCUGCCCGAGGAUAUGGACCAGGCUCUGGUGGAUCUGGGGGUGCUCUCCGACCCUGGCUCCGUGCUCUACGAGACGGACAGCGAGCUGGAUGUCUUUGACGGGUACUUGGAGUGA
This is a messenger RNA of Charadrius vociferus (killdeer), 387 nucleotides long. RefSeq names its product Dexi homolog (mouse) (gene DEXI). NCBI's taxonomy places the organism in Eukaryota, Metazoa, Chordata, Aves, Charadriiformes, Charadriidae. The coding region runs from base 1 to 387 and encodes 128 amino acids. The record is from RefSeq and is a predicted model, not a curated record. The transcript is spliced from 2 exons.